GGCAACGCUGUGCACUUGUUUUGGGCGCUGGUUCGGUGAGUGGUUCCGGUUUAAAUGGCAUCGUCUGGACUCGUCGUUUUAUUAAUUACCGCUUGAAUUGGCGUCCAGCACAUAUUUACAAAUCUAAAGAAUGAAUAGGUUCGUGUGGUGUGACGAGAACCUCCGACCGGACGAAGUCGUUUUGAGGAAACAGCCCGGAGUGGCGCUCUACGACGGCGAUAGAAAGAGUCCCUUCGUAGGGGGCGAGUUGGUGCUGUCGUCCCAUCAAGUCUACUGGAUCGCCAGCUCAGAGAGACAGCGUCUGGGACUACACCUGAGCCUGGUCAUUUUCAUCGAAGAGCAGAGUGCAACUUGGAGCAAGAGCCCGAAGAUCGUGGCCCACCUGAGUGCGCCGAACGAGGACAAGCAUGUGGGUGCCGUGCAGAGCAGCCCCUUCAACUACGUCCGCUUCUCCUUCCGCAGCGGAGGUGCUUCUGAGGUAACGCCGCACCUGCGGUGCUCAAGAAAGCGUUGCUUAAACGGCCAUAUUUGCUUUCAGUUUUACCAGGAAAUGCAGAAAGCAUUGCAGAAGAAAGACUGGCUGAAGAUGCCAACCGUGGAUUCGAGAGGUAAAAAGAUCCGCACCGGCAUCGUGGGCAUUGAGCGGCAGAUCCAAGCAAAGCACGAUGAAGCGGACAAGAAUAUUUCCGCCGCCUUCGAGGACCUCAGCAAGCUGAUGGACAUGGCGAAAGAGAUGGUGUUCCUCUCAAAAAGCAUCUCUCAGAAACUCAAAGAGAAAGGGAGCUCGUUAACAGACGACGAGACGAUCACCUUCAAGUCUCACCUGCUGUCCCUGGGGAUCAGUGACCCGGUGACCAAGAGUAUGUAUGGUUCUGGUAGCACUUACCACAAGGAGCUGGCCAAGCAGCUGGCGCAGGUCCUCGAACAACACGUGCAGGAUGCCGGCGGGAUCUUGGCACUGACGGAUGUCUACUGCAGGGUGAACAGAGCGAGAGGAUUAGAGUUGCUAUCACCCGAGGACCUGCUGAAUGCCUGCAAAAUGAUGGAAGCGAUGGAUCUGCCUUUACGGAUGCAAGUCUUUCCAAGUGGCGUAACGGUGCUGAGGCUGGCAACGCAAAGCGACGAGAAGCUCGCGGCCGAGACGAGGCAGUUGCUUGACGAACACGGGUCACUGUCGGCAGAAGACCUGUCCCCGCUCAUCGAGAUACCGGUCAUCUUGGCAAAGGAGAGGCUGCUGAGUGCCGAGAGCGAAGGUCUGGCGUGCCGGGACGACUCCGUAGAAGGCCUCCGAUUUUAUCCCAACUUUUUCUUGGAGCGGUGCAACUAACAACUGCUGUCGUUAGGAAUAUGCUCCAAAAGCCUCACACCGAAACACUCCACAUUGCGAGAUGGAUUCUUUUCUGUUCUGCCGCGCCACUGGGGGACACCAAAAAUGCCGUCACGCGUGGGACUCUCUUUAUUGUCACGAACGCGAAAAUCCGACAGACCUACAAAUAAAGGGAAAAUGAAAGACGGACAAGAGCCGCCCUAUGCAGAA
This is a messenger RNA of Ixodes scapularis (black-legged tick), 1537 nucleotides long. RefSeq names its product vacuolar protein-sorting-associated protein 36 (gene Vps36). The transcript has 12 exons. The record is from RefSeq and is a predicted model, not a curated record. Gene Ontology annotation, biological process: protein transport to vacuole involved in ubiquitin-dependent protein catabolic process via the multivesicular body sorting pathway. Gene Ontology annotation, cellular component: ESCRT II complex; late endosome membrane. Lineage: Eukaryota; Metazoa; Arthropoda; Arachnida; Ixodida; Ixodidae. Bases 131 to 1327 code for a protein of 398 amino acids. Gene Ontology annotation, molecular function: phosphatidylinositol-3-phosphate binding; ubiquitin binding.